Messenger RNA from Anopheles cruzii, 1725 nucleotides. RefSeq lists its product as uncharacterized. The record is from RefSeq and is a predicted model, not a curated record. NCBI's taxonomy places the organism in Eukaryota, Metazoa, Arthropoda, Insecta, Diptera, Culicidae. The transcript has 4 exons. The coding region runs from base 235 to 1539 and encodes 434 amino acids.
AUUUUUGCCUUUCUGCUCACGGAAUACUUCACUCACGCUAGGGUUCUUAAGUAGGCCACAUUUAUUUCUUCGUUCUUCUAUUACGGAACAAAACAGAGCUUCAUCUAUCAAACUACGGUGAAAUCCGCCGCCGUUUCGUUCGCCAUUAUGCUCGUUUCCUUUAGGCUAUGUGCUGUGUUAGUUUAUCCAAGCAAUUUUGUGUAGUGUCCGAGCAUCGCAGCGUAAGCGUAUCCUAUGAUAAGAAAGUCCAUGAAGACGUUAAGCGAAAAAUUGUCAACUAUGUGGUGGCGAGGCGAGACGUGGUGGCGAGGCGAGACGUGGUGGCGAGGCGAGACGUGGUGCAAUUCCGACACGGCUUUGCGAACGUUACUUCUUGUGGCGCUACUCUGUGGCACUUUCUGGUACGACUGUCGGCCAGCGGCUAUGGUAGGCGCCGUGUCGCUCGGAGCGCUCUGGUGUCGGCACUGUUCUUCGGUGCAGUUGCAGACUUCUUCGCGCCUCGACACAGCGAUCGCGAAAGCAAGAGCACGUUGUUGCACACUGCGAAACAGUAGACCCUAUGGCUUUACAAUUGCGCUAGUAGUGACUGUUCUCACGCCAAUCAUCUUGUUUUUCGUGCUUCCUUGGUGGAUGAUACUAAUGUCCCUGCUAGUGCUAGGAGUGGUCAUAAAAUGGACAUACGAUAUUAAAGUAGUCUUUAGCAACGAUACUGCUACUAUCCAGGAGCAGCAGUUCGAGCUAGAGGUAAAAGAGUUUCUUCCAGAAAUCAACGAACUUAAUCAGUCGCUGCUAAAAGAGGUUGGAGAGAAGGGCGAUAUUCCGAUGCACAUUGAUUGGUGCAACGAGAAAUCCGCCCAAGAAGGAGACAAUUACGGAGAAGAUGAGCUGUACAUUAGGAUGCUGUUACCGGAGGAUGGUAGUAGGGAAUUAGAAACAGUCGAACAGAGUGACUCCAGCAGUGACGAAUUAUUCAUGGACGAUGGUGGCUCGCAAAUGGUGCGUAAGAGGUGCACAAAUGGUACGAAAACCGCCAUAGAAGAAGUGUGCGACGAACGGAUACAGUUUAAAAUCAGUCACUUUAAUGCGAACAGUUCGUCUGAUUCGGACGAGAACAUCUCGAGCGGCCUCUCUUUCGGUGGGGAGUCUUCCGAGGCUCGUAGUCGGACAAAAAGCACUGUAUCAGAGAAAAUGAAGCAAAGCAGACAAAAGCGUGUUUCUGCAGGGAGUAAUGACACAACUGAACUCAAUAUUGCAUCUUGUGCGGUGAACCCAGCAAACAGCGCGCUGAUGGGCGCUAUGUUUCAGUGCUUAAUGAAUGCAACUACUGUCCAGCGACCAACUGGCAGUGGCAGCAGCAGCAGCGGUUCCGGGGCAAUUCCUUCCGAGCAGUCCAAAAGCUCUAUCAUCAUCGACGCCAUCGGCGGCGCGAUACGUUCAACACGGUUGUUACAACCGUCGUCGAAACAUGAAAAUUCUUCAGACGAUGACAAGGAUAGUGAUUUCGAAAUUUUAAACUCGGAAGAGUUGAAUAACUUUUGAAAGCAUUUUCUAUCGAUCGUUUUUCGGUUCUUUUCCUCCGAUAUGAAGACUCUCAUUGCGCGAUGUUCUUUUGUUUGUAAAUAUCGGAACGGUUUUUCUAUUGGAGUAGAGCAGACCAAUCACUAGAAACAAUGCUGUUUAUGCCAUAUAUGUACUAUAUGUAUUUAAUACAUGUAAUUAACUGUG